Messenger RNA from Clupea harengus (Atlantic herring), 1962 nucleotides. RefSeq names its product T-cell immunoglobulin and mucin domain-containing protein 4-like. The record is from RefSeq and is a predicted model, not a curated record. Bases 354 to 1469 code for a protein of 371 amino acids. Gene Ontology annotation, biological process: apoptotic cell clearance; cytoskeletal rearrangement involved in phagocytosis, engulfment. Lineage: Eukaryota; Metazoa; Chordata; Actinopteri; Clupeiformes; Clupeidae. Gene Ontology annotation, molecular function: phosphatidylserine binding. The transcript is spliced from 12 exons.
AAGGAAGUGCACUUGCUACAUUUCUCAGAGGAACUAUUUUCAACUAGUUGAACAGUGAUUCAAAGCCUGUUGUAUACGUUUUGCUUACAUAUGCCAGUUGUGUGCCAUUUGCAAUCUGCUUACAAGUCAAGUUUGGGUCAGCUUUUCUGGGAAAUCACCAGCUUGAAGCGAGAAGAACAGCAAUUUCCCCUUUCACCAAAUGAGAUGUGCCAUUCAUGCAGAACAGAGAUCACGAUUUUCACUUCUUGACCUGCUUAACCCAAGAUUAUUGAUGAUGUUAGCUGAUUCGGGGAGUCACUUGAUCAAAAGGGAGAGUUUACAGACAAGCUCAGGAAUUCAGAGAGCAUUUCACCAUGACGAAGCAACAGUUCAUCGCUGUCAUUUGGCUGCUUCUCGGUCAUCUAAUUGAUAAUGGAUCAGCAGUUACUGUAUAUGGAUAUAUAGGACAGAGUGUUACUCUGCCUUGCAAAUAUGAUAGCAAAUACUACGGCACUUUGUCCAUCUGUUGGGGUAAAGGCACACUGCCGUCAAAAGGCUGUGGUAAUAAGAUUAUUCAAACAGAUGGCUCAAAGGUGACCGAAAACUCAUCUUGGCGAUAUCAGCUAGUCAACAGACGUGGCAAUGUGGGAGAUGUUGCUUUAACUAUCUUCAGUGCAAGAGAGCAAGACAGUGGAACCUAUGGCUGCAGAGUGGACAUUCCAGGAUGGUUCAAUGACCAAAAGACUCAUGUGGAUCUCCGCGUACGCGCUGCUCCAACAACAACAACAACAACAACAACAACGACAACGACAACGCCGACGACGACGACAACAGAAGCCCCAGCAACCACAACAGAAGCCCCAACAACCACAACAGAAGCCACUACUCUAGAAACUACUGUGGCAACAACUCCUAGAAUGACUACAGAAUCAACUACUGUAGGAACCACAGCAACCACAGAAACAGCAUGGAUAACAAACUUCCAAGAUCCUACUGUAGAGCUUCUAACCACUACUACUUUGGUAGAAACGACACCAUGGCCAACCAUUGGACAACCAACGCAUGCUGAAGAUUCAUCAUCUAAGGCAGCACAGGUGACUGGGAUGUCCACUGCUGAACCCUCAACAAUACAAACAGAACAACCAAAGUCGACAGCUGAGGAAACCUUAAGGACAGACACUAGUAUGUCUCCGCCAGUUCAUGAAACUGUCAACGUGUCAACACCAAGUGAUCCAGAUAUGAAAAAGAUGCAAGAAAGACAUAACAUUGUUCAGUGGAUCGUGCCAGUUUUGGGAAUUUUCAUUGUAGUUUCUGCUAUAACCAUACUGGUGGUCAAGAAAAAACAGCAGAAAAUUGGCUCCUUUACCAUAUUAGAAAAAAGUGUGAAUGAAACCCUGUCUGCAAACUCUGACUCUAGCCAAGGCCCACCUAGCAGUGAAAUAUUGAUGGAGCUCAUGGAUUCCUCGCAGCAUCACUUUGUAACACAAUGAACUAUUUUGUAAAAGUGUAACAUUAAACAACAUUUACUAUUCAAUUAACAUCAUCAUAACAUGUACACAGAGUAACCCCCCUUGAUUCACUGGGGAAAUGGCUCAUUUAUCAACAAUCUAUAGACAUUAGAGAUGUGGCUUGACUUUUAAUUUAAUUAAUAUAUACCUUCAUACUUUUUGUUUGCAAAGCUAUGAUUAUUUAACAACUAAACUUGUUUUUUCUAUUAACAACCAUCAUUAAUCACCAGUUUUUCUCUAGUGCCUUAUCUUUCAGAUAGAGGCAAAAAAGAUGCAAUGAUUUAACAUCAAUUUAAGCAUUAAACUUUAAAGAACUUAUGGGUAUACACUUAUAAUGCUAAUAUACCCAUCAUCAAGCUAAAGUAUAAAUGUAUAUGUAAAUGUAUGUGAAUUUUGUGCUUAUACUGAUUGAAAUUGGCCCCAAUAUAUAUAAAUAUGUAUGCUGUGUAAACUGGGGAAUAAACAAUUAAAACAG